GAAAGCGCGUCGCUGAAUAAGAGCCACGUAAAUGCUGCAACAUACCAAACUCCAUCUACCCAUUUUGGCCCGGGUCCCGUGCUAGAGACGAUGUUUUCACACAUCGCCAUAUUCUCCAUUGGGCUACCUAUCUCUGGGGCGAUGAGGACGCGCUUGUGAAACCGCGGUGACCGCUUCCGAGGGAUCGCAUUUCCAUUCUACUGUUUAAUUCAUGAUCAUCGAACUAUUUAAUUCAUCGGUUUUACUCUCGCAUCUGUGCUUAAUCUGAUUCGCUGAACUUUGCAUUGCCUGACAAGUAACUAAGUUAGCCUGAUUGGGCCUUAACGGAACAGAGCCUGUUGGAGGGAGGUAAUAAUCAUUAACAACAUACUACGACCUCCCAGUACUGAAGCCCAAGAUAUUCGCCAUCAUCACCAUCACCAUCACCAUUAUCAAUUUAUGCAUUUGACUCUAGCCCUGAGCAUCGGUCGGCAUCAGGGCAUGAACACUCACGAUGGCGCGAGCGGGCUUUCAUCACCAUAUCGUCAUCUCAGAUAGUGAGCCUGAUGAUCUGGUGCCUUCUCCCGCUUAUCGAAGUCGCAAGCCUAUCAGUCCUCCACCUCUCACUCGACAGCCAUCGGGGACUAGUCAGACUGAGCCCGUGUCGCUAAAUGCUGCAACUCCUACGAGGACAAGCUUGGGUUCUUCACAAAAAUCAGCUACCCAGGAUGUGAAAGGUAGUAGCCUUUCCUUUUGGCCAUCAGGCGCCACAAAAGGGGUGACAAAUGAUGAGGCGAAUGUUCCUUCCAUUUCUCCACAACAAGCACACCAGAGGACCCCCAGGACCCAAACCCCAAAGAAGGGCGAAGUUAAUCAAGCGAAAAUUGAGGCGUCACUGCGCGAGUUCUCCCGCGAGAUUGGCGUCAACCAUGCCAAGCUUACUGCACGGCUAAUCCACGAUGCUUGGAAAAGGGAUGCCCCGCAGCAACAGUUGGUCAGCAAGAAGGAUUGGUUCGCCGGGGUGAAACUCGAACCCGCUGGCCCGGGGAGCCAGCCCUCAGAAACCAUGCGCAUAAAGACGAAGCAAGUCGGCCAAGGUAGAUCAGGCAAGCAAGAAAAACGAGAACGUUAUCCAGUCAGGUGCAUCAAGACCGAUAAGGAGGCGACACCUCGGUACAGCUUUCAUCAUGUCGAGAUAAGAAAGAAUAUUCUUUCACCAAACACGAUGCUCACUUACGUGCCACAUUUGCGAGAUCUAGCAGACAACGAAGAAAGCACCUAUACACGAUGGCUUGAGAAUCUGGAAUCCAUGGAUAAAACUUCCGGCUUUGCCACUCUGAGUCGCCACGAGAAAGUGGUUAAGACUAUCCAGAAGGAACGUGCCACCACACUCUUAGAGUAUCUCGAAUCAUGGCUAGCUAGACUUGGUAUUGAACAUUGCACAAAGUCAGCACUCAUUCGUUAUGUGGCUACUCAAAGUGAUGCAGUCACGCCUCAGCAGAAGUCGAGUAUCCUAAACUCGUGCAAUGACGAAUCCAACUCGCCAAGGUCAGCCAGAGUAGUUCGAGUUUUUAAGGAUGCAUUCGAUCGAGUUUUCCAUAGCAAGGACCUAGGCGAAUACGCUGUCCCUCUUCGCGACGUUUUGCUCCUCGACAAGUCUGUUGACACAAUUGUUGAUUCAAAGAAAUACAUGAAAGACACCCCAAGUCAAGCCAAAGCUGCAGAGGAGGAUACAUCAGUCGAAUCGUUCCUCGAAACUUACUCGCUCCUUGGCUGUUUAGUUUGCACUAGCCACUCCUGCGAACAUGGCGAGUAUGGUGUUGACAAUGAACGAAAGCGAUUUUCCGUCGAAGUUGUUGGUGGUCUGUCACCAAUGAUACGGCAACAACUCGCCCAGCGAUUCGAUGGAGCCUAUGCAUUUAACACGAGAACCCCCUGUGGUGAAGAAUGUUUCCUAAGAGGGCGACCAGGCACUCGCUCUCGUCCAUGGAACGAAACCGAGCUCAUGCUUCUCAAGUCCUUCUAUCUGUGUUUUCACGGCACUUCUAUUGAAGUGCAAUGCGCUACUGCUGUAGCUACGGGUCGCCCAUGCUGGGAUGUACAACGACAGAUGGAUAAGCUUGAUCUGUCCCUUCCCAAUGUUUCUAAGCCCCCUCCAAUUCAGGUCAAACCAUUGCCGUGGUAUGAUCGGCAGAAGAAAAUACUUAUAGGUGAUUGGCAGGAACAUACAAAAACUCAUGAGCACCAGCGAAAAGAUCACUUCGACCCAUGCCAUCAUGAUGGCCCCUGUGAUAAAAACUGCCCUUGUGUCCAGAAUCGUAUCAUGUGCGAGCGAUUUUGCCGCUGUACGGCGGAGACAUGUGCUAACAAGUUUACUGGGUGUGCCUGCCAUGCUCUCGGGAAAUCCUGUCUCCCCAAGCAGAAAGACAAGCCUUGCAUUUGCGUACUGCUAAAUCGAGAAUGCGAUCCUGCUUUAUGUGGAUCUUGUGGUGCUGACGAAAGAGCAAUGCCAAAAAAUUCAGACGAUGAGAUUUUACAUGCAAGUGGGUGCCAGAAUUGUGCUCUACAGCGCGGCAAAUCGAAGGCUGUUGUUCUUGGAAAGUCGGCAGUUUCCGGAUACGGCCUCUUCGCAACCGAAGAUAUUGCCCAAGAUGAAUUUGUCAUUGAAUACGUCGGGGAGCUUAUCAGUCAAGAUGAAGGAGUCCGCCGUGAAGCUCGGCGUGGGGACGUAUUCGAUGAGAGUUCGAAUUCUUCAUACCUCUUUACUCUGCUAGAGCAAGAGGGUAUCUGGGUCGACGCGGCAAUCUAUGGGAAUCUUAGCCGGUAUAUCAAUCAUCAGGAUACAAACUGCAAUGUGACGCCCAAGAUAAUGUACGUGAAUGGCGAAUACCGCAUCAAGUUCACGUCAUUACGCGAUAUUAAGGCUGGUGAAGAGCUGUUCUUCCAUUACGGAGACAACUUUCCGAACUUGACCAAGAAGUUGCUACAAGAAGAAAAGGCUGAGAAGAAACGACGCAAAGCCAAAGAACAGGUAGCAACGUUUGAUAAUGGCGUGAAGAUUAAGAAGAAGCCAGGUCGUAAACCAGGGAGGAAGCCGGGGAGGAAGCCGGGGGGGAAACCGGGUAGAAAGCCGAAAAAGACAUUUGCCAGUCUUGACUCUGAAGUAGACAAUGAUGAGGUCAACGAGGGCCCCAUAGACGACCCAUUCACCGAUAUUGCUCUACUUCCACGUAAACGCAAGCGAGGGGUCGUCAACGACUCAGACUCAGCUGAAUACCGUCCCGAGGUUGUCGAUUCUCAGGAUGAUACCCAAUCUGGGACUGCACCGGCAGCUCCGUUCCGACCCCUUCCCCGCUUGACACCAGUGGGCAAAAUUAAACGGAAGCGCUUACCGAACGGAACGUUCGCUGCUGGUUCAUAUUUGGACUCAAGUAAAGAUGAUGGGGAAGAUAAGGGGGAUGAUUCACCGGGACUAGCAGCUAAGAAGAUGCGCACGCUACUGGAGGACAUGUCAACAGGAGCGAAUGAAGACCAGCCAGCUCCUAUCUUCACUACCCCAAAACGGCGAGGUAGGAAGCCAAAGAACCACAAUACCCCAUCUGCGCACGAUGAGAAGAAUUCUUUUAUGCAUGAGAGCAAUUAUAGCAGUACGCGAGCUAGUAUCCAGAACAGUGGCCGUUAUAGCCACACGGAAGCUCGCCUUGAACUAGAUGAUAGAUCACAUGCCGACGAAACCCCAUCACGGCUUAGGGCUCGGCGCACAAACAAUGCAACACUAGAGUCCAGCCCCCUAUCAACACCGGGUGAUUCGGGUCCUAACUAUACAGAACCUGAGAUUUCCGAUUCUGAUGUACCCCAACCACGCAAAAGGGGUCGUAGAAGGAAAAGCAGAACCGGGGAUGCCGAGUAUAACGGCUGCAGUUGGACAGAUAGUGAUGGGGUUAGACACUUAGGUGGUCAAGACGACAGUGACGAUGAUUCAGGACCUAUUGAUCGCCGCCGACGGAGACGCCGGCCCGCUAGAUACGAAGACUAAGCUGUUCGCGGCGGCGAGAUGGUUGCGAGUUCCUAGGCUGGCUGUGUUAUUAAACAUUUGGCCAUAUUCUCGUAUGAUAUUGCUUCGUUCCUGGUGCUCGGGGUUCAUGGAUAGCGCUGUAACCGCAUAGGCAUAGAGGUCGUUGUACAUGACUGGAGCCGGCCGCUUUGAUGGUCGCCAGGAAUCAUAUUUAUUGUACAUUACCAUCCGUAACAUAGCUCACUUAUAAUGCUCGUUGCUUUUUA
Molecule: messenger RNA, 4260 nt
Organism: Xylaria bambusicola
Lineage: Eukaryota; Fungi; Ascomycota; Sordariomycetes; Xylariales; Xylariaceae
Exons: 3
Coding region: 494-4015 (1173 amino acids)
Biological process (GO): chromatin remodeling
Molecular function (GO): protein binding; histone methyltransferase activity
Source: RefSeq, a predicted model, not a curated record